CAGCGAGUCUGCGCUCGAGUCCGCGCUCUUGGCACGCUUCUUCUCUCCGGCUUCGCUUCGGUUGUUGUUUUCUCGCUUCUGCGAAUUUUCGAAAUUCGAAAAUGUCAAAGAAGAGGGGUCUUUCUUUGGAAGAGAAGCGGGAGCAGAUUCUGCAGAUCUUUUAUGAUUCUCAGGACUUCUAUCUUCUUAAAGAGCUGGAGAAACUGGGUCCUAAGAAGGGUGUGAUCAGCCAAUCUGUGAAGGAUGUUGUACAAAGUCUAGUGGAUGAUGACCUUGUUUUAAAAGAUAAGAUAGGCACUUCUGUAUACUUUUGGAGUCUUCCUAGUUGUGCUGGGAACCAGCUGCGGAGUGCUCACUCUAAACUAGAAGCUGAUCUUUCGAACAGCAGGAAGCGUUUUGCUGAACUUAUCGAACAGAGGGACAGCUUGAAGAAAGGCAGAGAGGAAUCUGAUGAGCGAGAGGCUGCACUAGAAGAACUGAAGAUUAUCGAGCAGAAGCAUAAGAAGCUGAAGGAAGAACUGGCCAGUUAUGCUGAUAACGACCCAGCUGCUCUUGAAGCUAUGAGAAAUGCGACGGAUGUUGCUCAUUCAGCAGCCAACAGAUGGACAGACAACAUAUUUACGGUACAGCAGUGGUGUUCAUCCAACUUUCCACAAGCUAAAGAGCAACUAGAACACAUGUACAGGGAGGUGGGGAUAACAGAAGACUUGGAAUAUUUGGCAUGACCGUAGCGUUUACUGCUUUACUGGAAACAUUCCAGCUGUAAGUGUUAUGCAGAGAAUAUGUUGGAUUAAGUUUUUUUCCCAAGUAACCCUGCUAGAGAUAGACCAGCAGUAUAGACACAAAUUUUACCCUGUAAUGCUAAGAUAACUGCAAUCGUUUUUGUUUCA
Molecule: messenger RNA, 890 nt
Organism: Asparagus officinalis (garden asparagus)
Lineage: Eukaryota; Viridiplantae; Streptophyta; Magnoliopsida; Asparagales; Asparagaceae
Product: meiotic nuclear division protein 1 homolog
Exons: 10
Coding region: 102-725 (207 amino acids)
Biological process (GO): reciprocal meiotic recombination
Cellular component (GO): nucleus
Molecular function (GO): double-stranded DNA binding
Source: RefSeq, a predicted model, not a curated record